Molecule: messenger RNA, 1548 nt
Organism: Fusarium coffeatum
Lineage: Eukaryota; Fungi; Ascomycota; Sordariomycetes; Hypocreales; Nectriaceae
Exons: 7
Coding region: 1-1548 (515 amino acids)
Biological process (GO): phospholipid metabolic process
Molecular function (GO): phosphatidate phosphatase activity
Source: RefSeq, a predicted model, not a curated record
AUGUUGAAGAGAGAGCGAGAGGAGGAGGAGGAGGUCGCUCCUUCUCUUGAGUCCGAGGGGAGUGAAGCCUCCUUGAAAAUGUUCCACUGGAACGCGGAAUUCGACGACGACGAAUGGCUCGACUUCGAGCGUCCUCCCCCUCUACCAACGUGGAAGAGAGAGCGAGAAGAGGAGGAGGAGGUCUCUCCUUCUGUCGAGACCUGGCAGGCGCCUGCUCCAACUCCAGCUCCAGCUCCUGCUGCCGCCGACCCAGAACAGCGCAUUGCUGCGGCUCAGGCAACAGUUGACAAGAAAUUGAAAUUGCUGCAGACUAUGGCAGAAAUGCCCGAAUCCGAACCUGAGAAGAGCUCGAGCCUCAGCUCCAGCUACAGUCUCUGGGAUGUUAAGCUGGCGCCGACAACUACAACUGUCGUUACAAUAUCGUCGUGUCGUCGUGCCGCUAUGCCUCUCCUCCCAAGAAUCAACUCAGAUGCUGCGAGGCCUGAGUCCAAGAGAGCAACGCUCAAGGCCUUCUUGCGAAAAUGGUUAAAGGUGAACUACCAAGACCUGCUAUGUAUGGCUUUCGUUGGCGCGCUUGCCUAUGGUAUCUACCAUUCUCCGGUCAUCAUCACACGAACGUUCCCGGUUACCUUCGAUGCGACGUCCGGCGAUAUCGUCUACCCCCAGUGGGCGUACCCUGACCGCGGCUGGAUCCUUCCCGCGUGGCUCUCCGGACUCAUCUCUAUCGCGCUACCAAUUAUCACCUACAUUGUCGCUCAGAUUCAGAUCAAGUCGGUAUGGGAUGCCAGCAAUGCUAUAAUCGGAACAGUGUGGUCCGUCACUUUGGCCUCGCUCUUUCAGGUCACACUGAAACAGCUCGUUGGUGGUUUCAGACCCUAUUUUCUCGACGUCUGCAUGCCCGACAUUUCGCUCGCAAAGUCGCACAAUAAAACUGGCUUGAAUGGAGUGGGCUUCUACCAGAUCAUGUACACCACCGAGAUCUGCACGCAGCCUGAUCAGUCUAGGAUACAAAACGCUAUUACUUCGUUUCCAAGCGGACACACGACUGCCGCAUUUGCCGGGUUUGGAUUCCUCUUCUUGUGGCUCAAUGCCAAGCUCAAGGUCUGGGCAGACCACAAACCAGCCUUUUGGAAACUUUCUCUCACUUUCGUUCCUUUGCUCGCGGCAGUUCUCAUCGCUGGCUCACUCACCAUCGACGCUGCACACAACUGGUACGAUAUCUUGGGUGGAGGUUUUAUCGGCACAAUCAUGGCAUUCGCGAGCUACCGAUCUACGUACGCUUCAGUCUGGGACUGGCGUUUCAACCAUCUCCCGCUUCAAGAAACAGAGUCUUUCCGAUAUGGCUUUGACGGUGACUUGGACUAUGCGGCACAGACAAUAUCCAUGGCUGCUGGAUGGGGAGGCAGAAAAGUUAGGUUGCCUGAAAGCUCGAGCGCCCCUGCUAUCAGUACUGAGUCUACCCUUCGAAGUGGCGCUGAAGAGAUAGAGAACUUGGAUGCGAACACUAGGAGGAAGCGAAGGGGUCCUGUUGGUGAGGAGGCUGUUUAG